This is a messenger RNA of Scutellospora calospora, 549 nucleotides long. NCBI's taxonomy places the organism in Eukaryota, Fungi, Glomeromycota, Glomeromycetes, Diversisporales, Gigasporaceae. The record is from the annotation of a GenBank genome assembly.
AGAAAGCAGUAUAGUCAAGAAGAAAUCUUCACACUUUGGGAUAUUCAAUACAAGAAUAAUAAAAAUCAAAAUGGUGAAGAGUUCACAUUUGAAUUAUUCGAACAAUUGUUAAAACAUCUAAUUGAUAAAUCUAACUUAAAAAUAUGUAUGGACUCUCUUGAUUCAUCUGGCAUGCCUACAAAUAUAGCUAAUAGUAAACUUGUACAUCUUGAAGUACUAUCAAACUUUAUAGAAGUUGUGUGUCAUCCUGCUUCUCAAAAGGUAAUCUCUUCGAAAGUUAUGCCCAUCGGGAAUUGCAAAGAGGUAGUGUGUUUAGGUGAUGCAGUAUCAAAAGAUGAUGAAAAUGAGAAAGCAUUAAGGGAGGGAAUGGAUAACAAAGAUGUAAAAAAAUGGAAAAUGAAAAAGACUGAUACGAAUUCGGGAGUCAAUGGAGACAAUGAACGUGAGGAUGAGUCAAAGAGUGACACUGUGAAAAAACAGAAAACAAAAAAGGAUGAAAGUAGUGAGACGUCAAAGGAAGGAAAUAAAAAGAAAGACAUGAAAAAAUGA